Helicoverpa zea (corn earworm) is the source of this 1799-nucleotide messenger RNA. RefSeq names its product tryptophan 2,3-dioxygenase (gene vermilion). The coding region runs from base 129 to 1355 and encodes 408 amino acids. The transcript has 10 exons. NCBI's taxonomy places the organism in Eukaryota, Metazoa, Arthropoda, Insecta, Lepidoptera, Noctuidae. Gene Ontology annotation, molecular function: heme binding; L-tryptophan 2,3-dioxygenase activity; metal ion binding. The record is from RefSeq and is a predicted model, not a curated record.
AGUGACGAAAUCGAAUGCGAUGUGCACUCAGUAUAGAAUCGCCGCGCGCCGCGAAAGCGCGUCUGUAUCGUGUUCUACCGUAUUUUAGUUUUUGAGUGAAGUUAAGGAUAUACACAUAUUUUUUUAACAUGGCGUGCCCUAUGAGGUCAGCGUUAGACGAGAGCAUGGCACAAGAAGGUGACUGCCUAGGCAAUGAAGCCGGCAUGCUGUAUGGAGAGUACCUCAUGCUGGACAAGCUCCUAUCAGCUCAGAGGAUGCUCAGCGCCGAAUCUUCGAAACCAGUCCAUGAUGAGCACCUUUUUAUUGUCACCCAUCAAGCAUACGAGCUAUGGUUCAAGCAGAUAAUCUUCGAAGUGGACUCGGUGCGGGCACUGCUGGAUGUAGAAGGUCUGGACGAGAGCCACACCAUGGAGAUCUUGAAGAGGCUCAACAGAAUCGUGCUUAUUUUGAAGCUGUUAGUAGACCAAGUGAUGAUCUUGGAGACGAUGACACCUCUGGACUUCAUGGACUUCAGGAAUUACCUGCGCCCCGCGUCUGGCUUCCAGAGCUUACAAUUCCGCCUGCUAGAAAAUAAGUUGGGUCUGAAGCAAGCAUUACGUGUAAAGUAUAAUCAAAGCUACCAGACCGUUUUCGGAGACGACCCUGAAGCCAUGGAUGCAUUGCAAAAAUCAGAACAAGAGCCAGCUCUACUAGCUCUGAUCGAGCGGUGGUUGGAGCGUACACCCGGCCUCACGACUCACGGGUUCAACUUCUGGGGCAAGUUCCAGGCUGCUGUCAACAAACUCAUUAAGGAUGAUAUUGAUGCUGCUUCUCGUGAAACAAACGAGACGGUUCGACGCCACCGGCUGCAGGACGCGGAGAACAGGCGCGAGAUCUACCGCUCCAUCUUCGACCCUGCCGUCCACGACGCCCUCAGGUCCAGGGGAGAACGAAGACUAUCCCACAAGGCAUUACAAGGCGCUAUAAUGAUAACGUUCUACCGCGACGAGCCGCGCUUCUCGCAGCCGCAUCAACUGCUCACGCUGCUCAUGGACAUCGACAGCCUCAUUACUAAGUGGCGAUACAACCACGUGAUCAUGGUACAGCGCAUGAUAGGCUCUCAGCAACUCGGCACCGGCGGAUCUUCCGGAUACCAAUAUCUUCGCUCCACACUCAGUGACCGUUACAAAGUGUUUCUGGACUUAUUUAACCUGUCAACAUUCUUAUUGCCGCGUUCCCUCAUACCCCCAUUAGACGACGGCAUGAAGAGAAGUCUUAACCUAACUUGGGGGGACUCCGUCAAAGAAAACGGUCAGAAUGGGGACAACGCUCAAAAUGGGGACAACGCUCAAAAUGGAAUCGAAUCUUCAUUAUAGGGUUGGAUUAUUGUUUGUUUUUUUUAAGUGGCAUUUAAUGUUAAUUAUGAAUUUAUUAUUUUUAAAAUGUUUGUUCUAGUAAGGAUUCUUACAAGCAUUAGCGAACAUUUUGAGCUUGAAGUAACUGUUAACGCUCUUAAAUAUUCCUAACAAGGGAAAUGAAAGUCAAUGUUAAUUCCAAUUUGUUUUAUUACAGCUGUUUUUAAAUAUGUAAAAAUAGCGAUGACAAUAAAAUUAUGGACUUUAAUUAGUUUGAUUUCCAAAAAAUAUUCUAUUCACGAAUCAAGUUAUGUAUGUGCUUUUAUUUUAAUUCAUGAUUUUUAUUUACUAUGAAAAACUAUCUUAAGUAGAUCAAUACAUCAUACCUACAAUAUCGAAUUUCAAUCCAGUAAUUGUGUUAAGCAAAUAACAUUAUUUUAAGUAAAUAAAUAAAUCAAUAAUUUA